Saccoglossus kowalevskii is the source of this 1365-nucleotide messenger RNA. RefSeq lists its product as uncharacterized. The record is from RefSeq and is a predicted model, not a curated record. Gene Ontology annotation, molecular function: protein serine/threonine kinase activity. NCBI's taxonomy places the organism in Eukaryota, Metazoa, Hemichordata, Enteropneusta, Harrimaniidae. Gene Ontology annotation, cellular component: cytoplasm.
AUGCCUGGCGCUAUCAAAGUACCCGACUUUGUCCCCCAGCCUUUACUGAAACAGCACGAUGCAGCGGUUUUAGAUUUGGCUUUCGUCAUUGAUUGUACUUCGAGUAUGGGCAGCUGGAUCAAUGAGGCUAAAGAGAAUAUUCACAAUAUCGUUGAUGAAAUUGUUGCAAAGGAGAUGUCCGAUAUUCGACUUGCCUUGGUAGAGUACAGAGAUCAUCCUCCACAAGACAGUACUUUCGUAACUCGUGUGUUGGAUUUCACGCCUUCUUUGAAAGACAUGCAGAAACAAAUGGACAGCAUGGCGGCGCACGGAGGAGGAGAUGGUCCCGAAGCAGUUGCUGAUGGUCUUCAUGAAACUUUUAAUCUAAAUUGGCGCCCGCUAGCGACUAAAGUAUGUGUACUGAUCGCGGAUGCACCUCCUCAUGGGUUAGGUGACAGCGGUGACGGAUUCCCAAAAGGUUGUCCGGCUGGUCACGAUCCAAUGAAAAUCGCACGACAAAUGGCGGAACAGAACAUCACUUUAUACAGCGUAGUUUGUGGAAGUUAUGCUGAAGGUUUCAAAGAUUUCUUUAUGGCUAUCGCACACGUAACUGGUGGCCAAUACGUGUCAUUGAAGGAUGCCAAGUUAUUGUCUAAAGUUAUCAUUGGUGGCGCUCGUGAAGAGAUGUCUUUACAACAAUUAUUAGAGGAGGUGAACCAUGAAGUGAUUAAUGAAUAUCAUGCAAGUGGAGGAAGGGUUGAUGAAGAUGCCAUGGCGGAUAGAGUGGAAAAGACAUUGGCCAAAAGAAAACGCACCGCAAAAACCAUGGCAAUUGGAACAAGUGAGGAACCAUCGGAAAGAUCAAAGAGGAUAGCCGAAUUUGAGAGCAUGUCAGAUGUUAAAAGAGAACUUGCCAAACCAGAAAUUAAGACAGGUACAACAGCUGUGACGUCACGAAUGAAGAGAAAACGAGAUGACAGUGAACCAACCACCACAGUGAGUACUGUGCGAAGCAAGAAACGAGCAUUAAUGCCAGUGAUUUCAAGACGUCGAAGACAUGUCAGCGACGAUGAUGCAUGCGUUCAAACGAGAGCCAGCUCGACGUGUCCUGUCACUGGAGUGUGUGCUGUAUGUAACCCAUCUUCAUCGCCACGUUCAUGUUGUUCUGGUAGAAAAUCUCCUACACUGUUGAUGACAUCACCUGUAGUAAAGCGAUCACCAAAGAAAACAGUCGUACUUGCACCGACAACUGCCACAUCUACGCCAGCUAUCAGUAUUACCUAUCCGAGUGACAUCAAAGUUCACGAGGGAAAGUCAGUCUCGAAAACACAAGUCAGACGUCUUGUGAAAAAAUCAAUUGCGGUAAACAAACUCAGGAAGUCAUAA